AUGUCCGACUCAAAAUCCCCAAAAAAUCCACUGGGCCAAUCACCCUCCAACAACGACUCCACCCCCGCAAUUGGCAGCGGACGGAACCCCUCCCCGCUCCCACGACCCCCAGCCCUCGCCCUCCCCACCCUCAUCGACCUGCGCUCCAAACGCGUGAUACUGGCCUCCAGCUCACCCCGGCGCCGCCAAAUCCUCUCCUACCUCGGCCUCCCCAAUAUCGAAAUCAUCCCCUCCACAUUCCCCGAAAACCUCUCCAAAACCCUCUCCCCCUUCGAAUACUGCCUGCAAACCGCCAUCAUGAAAGCGCAGAUGGUCUACCGGCAAGAGAUCGACAAUGAGGAGAAGGGCGAACCAGCACUGAUAUUAGCAGCCGACACGAUCGUCAUGGAUCCCUCGGGGGGGCAGAUUUUGGAAAAACCACGCUCCGAGGCACAGCAUAUCGCCAUGUUGAAAUCGCUGAGGGAUGCGGGGGAACACAAGGUCUAUACGGCUAUGGCGGCCAUGGUGCCGUUGAAGAGCGCACGGGAUCCCGGGUAUGCACUUGAGACGGCCGUGGAAGAGUCGGCGGUUACAUUUGAUAAGAGUAUCUCGGAUGAGUUGAUAUUGGCGUAUGUGCGGACGAGGGAAGGGGUGGAUAAGGCGGGGGGUUAUGGGAUGCAGGGGCUUGGUUCGAUUCUUGUGGAGAGGAUUGAGGGAAGUUAUGAUAAUGUUAUUGGGUUGCCGUUGAGGGCUACGUUGAAGUUAAUUGAGAAGGUUGUGGCGGCGGGGAAUGAUGAGGAUCGGUUGGAUGGGGAAGGGUUGGAGGAUGAGGAGGGCGGGGAGGAAUGA
Messenger RNA from Paracoccidioides lutzii Pb01, 828 nucleotides. RefSeq names its product septum formation protein Maf. The transcript has a single exon. The coding region runs from base 1 to 828 and encodes 275 amino acids. Gene Ontology annotation, molecular function: nucleoside triphosphate diphosphatase activity. The record is from RefSeq and is a predicted model, not a curated record.